Molecule: messenger RNA, 1017 nt
Organism: Penicillium macrosclerotiorum
Lineage: Eukaryota; Fungi; Ascomycota; Eurotiomycetes; Eurotiales; Aspergillaceae
Product: protein GET4
Exons: 4
Coding region: 1-1017 (338 amino acids)
Biological process (GO): protein insertion into ER membrane
Cellular component (GO): cytosol; TRC complex
Molecular function (GO): protein binding
Source: RefSeq, a predicted model, not a curated record
AUGACCUCCCGCGUCGACAAGGCGAUCAACAGCCUGCGCCAAAAAUUAAAGGACCGUGACUUCUAUGACGCUCACCAGCAAGCGCGGGGCAUCGUAACGCGCUAUUACCUCAAGCAGUCGAACUACGAUGCGGCCGCCGAGCUUUUGGCUGAAUAUGCCACCGCUUUUCUGAGAGAGGGUGCUUCGGCUAGUGGUGGGGAUUUGGCAAUCAUGCUUGUGGAUGUCUAUCAGGAAGCGAAAUGGGAGAUUACGGGUGGCGAUGAUGACACUGAGGGCCGCGCUCGCAAGAAGCGCCUGAUCGAGCUCCUGCGCGAAUUUCCUUCUGAGGAGACGACUAGAAAGCGCUUCAUCCGAAAAAUGAUCGAAUGGAGUUCGGAUUUCGGGCCUCUGGCGCGAGGAGACCCAGAACUGCACCAUGCGAUUGGCUUAGUCUACGCGGAAGAGAAUGAGCCGUAUGACGCCGAGACACACCUCGUUUUGGGAACCUCCGAGUCGGCAGAGACUCUGGCCAAACUGGAGUACGAAUGGUACACCCACGACGAACCUCACACCGCGGCCCUAUACGCAUCGCGCGCUGUAUUCCCAUACCUCAUAACCGGAAACUUCCGUAGCGCGAACAAAGCGCUUCUGAUCUUCACCUCUCGUCUCUCGACGGCCAACCCCUCCUUGGCCGUGCAGGAUGUGAGCAGCUCCAGCUCCGAUGCUCGGGUGUAUCCGGCACUCCCGCUCCUCAACUUCCUGACUUUACUUCUGUUGACCAUUCAACGGGGAAGUGCAGACCUCUUCCGACAGCUCACAGCCCACUAUGCGGCACAGAUUCGCGAGGUCGGUAUCUGGGAUGAUUUCUUGGCCCAGAUUGGCGAGCAAUAUUUUGCGAUCAAGAUCCCACGCCAGGGAUCAAUCAUGGAUAUGAUGGGGAGUAUGUUUGGAUUUGGUGGCGCAGGAGCCCAGGAACCAGCUGGCGGAAGGCGGGUGAAGAAGGUCGAGGCACCCCCUCCAAGCAUGGAGCUCGACUAG